AUGAUACCGGAUGAGGACGGAGGAGAAUCACCUUGUAAAGUAGAUGUUGAGUACGAAUGGAUACCCCCGAAGUGCAAAAGUUGUACGACAUUGGGAUACUCGGCCAAAGAGUGUGUUCUCAACAAACCAAAACCAGCUAAUCCACCGAUCGCUGUAUAUGUACCCAAAGUGGGGACGCUGCAAGAACCAACAAUGCCUGAACGGAGUAGGAACCAGCCCUGGAAGGAUGGUGAUACUACUUAUGUACCAUCCCGACCAACACAUAUGCCUGAUCGAAACAUGAACAGACCACCAUCAGCUCCAGUGGUAGAAAAGCAGAGAGAGGGACGUGAGUCCCCUAGAGAUGCAGCCGGCCCAAGUCGUGAGGAAAGGGGUAAGGCGCUUGUUAUAUAUAAUACUUUUGAUGCACUUCACCUAUUAGAUGAUACAGAUGAGCAAUUCCUCGGUCUCCUUGAAACUCGUGUUCGUAUCAAUAACGUAUCUCAUAUUCAGGCUUUCUUACUACCUCAAUGGCAAUGGUUUGUGGAUUAUGGAUCGUCUGGUAAUCGAAUUUGGAUAGCAUGGGAUGAAAAUUUUAUUGAUGUUGAUGUGGUUGAAUGUGGCACACAGUUUAUUCACUGUCAUGUUAAUAUCCGUGCAAUUCAUGAAUCCAUUGCUAUUACUAUUAUUUAUGGGGCAAAUGAGUUGGUAGAGAGGAGGGCCUUAUGGGGUUCCAUGGAGACUAUUGCUAUGCAGUGUACUAAUAUCCCGUGGCUUGUUGGAGGGGAUUUCAAUACAGUGCGCGACCUUAGUGAAAUCUGUGGUGUAUCAGGAGAUAUUCGAAUGGCCAUGGAAGAUUUUAAUACUUGCAUCCAGAAUACAGGAUUAUUACCAUUACCCAUGCAGGGCGAAUGGUACACAUGGCACAAUUGCAGUGCCGGGCCACGAAACCUUUGGAAAAGACUGGAUCGCAUGCUGAUCAAUGAUAGAUGGAUGGAUCGGUUCCCGACAUCAUAUUAUUCUUGUCUCACACCACGCACUUCAGACCACUCGCCAAUGGUGUUAUGCGGGAAUAGACAACAACAACUAGGAGGUAUGUUUCGAUUUGAUAAUUACCUCGCCUUAUCACCAGAGUUUAUGCCCAGUGUGCAGUAG
Messenger RNA from Sesamum indicum (sesame), 1134 nucleotides. Lineage: Eukaryota; Viridiplantae; Streptophyta; Magnoliopsida; Lamiales; Pedaliaceae. The record is from RefSeq and is a predicted model, not a curated record.